Ostrea edulis (European flat oyster) is the source of this 4532-nucleotide messenger RNA. Its product is annotated as solute carrier family 17 member 9-like. The record is from RefSeq and is a predicted model, not a curated record. The transcript is spliced from 12 exons. Gene Ontology annotation, molecular function: transmembrane transporter activity. The coding region runs from base 69 to 1409 and encodes 446 amino acids. Gene Ontology annotation, biological process: transmembrane transport. NCBI's taxonomy places the organism in Eukaryota, Metazoa, Mollusca, Bivalvia, Ostreida, Ostreidae.
CGUAUGGCGCACCAUAUAAGACAAACGUCUGAGGUACAUAGAUUGAGCAUCUGUGUGACAAAGAUGAUAUGGCGAAGAAAGAUGACGUCUACGUCCCUCUGAUCGCCAAAAGAUCUGAUCUGAAACCACUGGAGGGCAAAUAUUGGACCAGAGGUGAAAGGAAGCAAUGGGCAGGUGGUUUAUUUAUAGGAUGUGCAGUCCUGUAUGCAUGUCGGACUGUGACUCCAUUGUGUGUGUCAGCCAUGGCCAAAGAAAUGGGGUGGGAUAAAACGCAGUCGGGAUCGGUUCUGUCCUCUUUUUUCUGGGGUUACACCAUGACACAGUUCCUUGGUGGUUAUUUGGCUGACAAGAUUGGGGGAGACAUCAUUUUGCCCAUAGUAGCAGUGUUUUGGUCUAUGAUAACAUUCUGGACUCCACAACUUGUUUACCUGUCAACAGAUAAAUACCUCACUAUUCAGAUCAUCAUUAUAUCUCGAGUUUUUCUCGGCAUGUUCCAAGGUUUCCAUUAUCCCAGUUUUAGCUCCAUUAUAUCCAGGAAAGUUUCUGAGCAGGAGCGAUCCUUCACUUAUAGUUUUAUUUGUUCUGGAUCUCAUUUAGGUACUUUAUUGUGUGGAAGUAUUGGGUCUCUUUUGUUAGAGAGCUUUGGAUGGCAGAGCGUAUUUUAUUUUAUUGGACUGUGUAGUAUAUCGUGGAUGCUGUGCAUGCGGUACUUAAUUAUAGAAAAACACAGGAAGAAAUAUCUACAGCCUCCAACAUUCUCAGUCAGCGACAACACUGUCCUGGCAGAAAAAUUCCCCGAGAAGAAAUCGGUGCCAUGGUUAAUACUAUUUGUUAAGCCUGCCUUCUGGUCUCUGUUAGUGGGACAUUUUUGUGAGAACAAUGCCUUUUAUAUUCUCUUGUCGUGGUUGCCAACGUACUUUCAUGAAAAUUUCCCAGAUGCCAAGGGCUGGGUGUUUAAUGUGGUGCCAUGGGUUGUGACGAUGUUUAGUUCCAUCUUCAGCGGCUGGCUCGCUGACUACAUGUUGGGUAGAGGAUGGAGUGUGACAUUUGUUAGAAAAUUUAUGGAGUCUAUUGCAUUGUGUGGUACAGCCUCUGCUUUAGUACUUUUGUCCUACACCAGUACUUAUGGGGCUGCCCUGGUGUUGAUGGCUAUCGCGGUCAUGUGUUGUGGUUUCCAUAACAGCGGAAUCCUCGUGAAUCCCCAGGACAUCGCCCCAACACAUGCUGGAUCUGUCUUUGGGAUAAUGAAUAUGGCAGGUGCUGUGCCUGGGUUUGUUGGUGUGUACAUGGCUGGACAUAUCCUGGAAGCCACUAAGAGCUGGGGAGCAGUGUUUAAUCAGACUGCAGGAGUGUGCAUGUUUGGAUGGCUGGUUUACAUGAUUUUUGGGACUGGAAAGCAGAUUGUAUGAACAGCAGUGUCUGUGCUUUGUGAUAAAUGUGUAUACUAGUGUUUGUGUAUUAUGAGUGCCUGAUGAAAUGAAAUAUUUGUUGAUAAUGCAUGAUUGGAGAGAGAGAGAGAGAGAGAGAGAGAGAGAGAGAGAGGGAGGGAGGGAGAGAGAGAGAUCUAAGAAGUAAGAUGUAAAAGUGAAGUUUAGAAAUGUACAUCUGUGAUCAUUCGACAUUUUACUCAUAUUUCUGAGAACAUUGCAGAUAUUACUUGAAAGAAUUUUAAAACUUUCAAAAUCAUCCUUUGUUUCCUCAAGUUACAAGUAUUUUGAGUAAGUAUAAUAAGUUUUUUUGUUAAAAAUUUGAGCACUGUGAAAGAAAAUUUUCAUCCUGUAGCAAUAUUCUAUAAACAGUAACAGACCUUCAGGUAGAUAUGUACCAGCUUGUCUUAGUUAUCAUUGAGGCAGUCAGAAAGCAAUGUAUAUGAUUAAGACUAAGUAUGUGGUAUAGAUAUAAGAUGCAUGUUAAGUGCAAUGCAAGUUAUUUUGAUCAGGCGACAAUUUUCUACAGUGAUGAGGAUUAAUACUUGCAUAUGACCUUAAGGGCAGUGGAUAUGUGAAAGUUCUGUUGAAAAAAUGUCUAUAUCUUCAUUAAAUUCUAGAUCCAGCUUUGGAGCAGAAUUAAUAGAAUUCACAUGGAUACAAGAGGAAAAAAUUUUCACUGAAAUGUGUUUCAGCAGAAUGGUCUGAAUAAAUUAUUUUACAAAUUUCCAUAUUAAACUUUUUUUUUUAGUAUCCACUGUUCUUUAUGAAGGUGAGAAUCACUGUGCUCAAAUGUGUAAAUCUGGUAUUUGAAAUGUCACCUGGGUAUUGUAAAAUACUUGUACAUGUAUGACUAUGAGGGAAAAAAAAUAGGAGAGAUUUUACCCCAGGGCAUGUUAUUAUAGUGAAAAGAAGCUGUUGUGUAAUUAUUACGUAUAUCUCGCGCCUGUAUACGCUUGCAUUGUGCUUGACAUGUGUCUUGAUAUCAGCAGAACUUGUAAGUUUUAUAUAAGAAUGCAGAUAUUGGAAGGUCAACCACACAACAGCUUCAUAACAGAAAAGGUUGCAAACUUUAGAAGUAAAUAAGGAUUAAGUGAUCUGUAUCUCUCCUAGGUAAAGACAAUUAAGAAAGGCUUGGAUCAGAAUACCAUAUUAAAUGUAAAAACAUUGAGGUCACGCAAGUAUUGGUAACUAUUAAAGUAUCUAGUAUAUAUUUGUUUUAGAGGUGAAUUUCUAGAUGAUCUGACUUCAGUCCACUUUUAGACAUCUUUGAAUGGUUUUGGGAGGUGACCCUGCCACUAACUUCCCUCAUUUCCUGUGCGAGAGGUUAAUGGCACCAGGGUCUUUUAUCUAGUCAGCAAUCAAACUUUGUGUGGAGGAUCACACAUACUGAUUGUAAGUCCGUAUUAUCAAUCUCUGCCCUGGAUUUAAAGGCAGCAGUGGGACAAUGGAAAUUCUGGGAACCUUGGAGAAAAAUUCUAUAGUAACCAUUCACCAAGUGUUAAUCUAACGGGGUUUGUUUAUUGGAAUAUUAUAAUGAUAGACUUAGCAGUAUAAUUACAUGUAUAUUUUGAUAUGUAGGGUUAUUUAAAAUGCAGUAGGGGUUAAUUGUUCAAAACAAUGUCUAUACGCCCAAACCAAAUGCCUACACCAUAGUACUAGAUGAGGGUUUCAUACUAAUAGUGGGGUAUCAAAGAUUGGAGAGUCUAUACUUGUACCCAUAUGUUAAUGUCAUGUUGGGAGUCAUUUUGGGAAACUUGCACUGUUAUUAAAUAUUAAUGCGACAUUUCAUGAUUUGUUUUUACUGUAGUAACUCACAAUUAUUGAAUUAUUUACACACUAUUAAUUUAUAUAGUUGAUGAUACUAAUGUUGUGUAAUACGUUGACAUUUUAUAUGUCUCUGUACCGUAUAAUGUUGUACACCGUCCCUUUAUUGUACAGGUAAUGAGGUCAUCAUUUUAUUGACCAAGAUAACGCCGUAAAGUUAUGUCUAAGUUGUCUUUAAUCAAUGUGGUUUUAUGCAAUAUGUUAUUAUGGGGGAACUCCAGCUGUUAAGAAAAUCUGAAUUGUGUGGAAUUUUUCUUUAGUUGCUCAAUUGUUCUGCAAUAUUGACGAGAAGUGAUAUUUUCGUAAUAACUAUAUUUUGAAAUAUUAUAGAAAAGCAAUGUAGUUUUGCAAAUUGUGUAUCCAUUUUUGGGCACGUCAUACAAUCAUUUUGAGUUGAGAAUAACCGUAAGGGGAAGAUUACGUAGUAACUUAAUUCCCACCACGCCCCGUUUACUUUUGAUUUAUUGCUAGUUUACAUCGAUUGGUCUGCUUUGAAGUACUAUACGUCAGUGCACCUUGGUCACUUUAAUUAACGGCACCAGAGUGUUAUUUAAGGAUUAAGAAAAUCUGUUCCUACUAAUCAUCAAGGUUUCAUAAAAUGAAUGUACAAAGAUUUUCAAUUAAGGAGGUACUCUACAUCGUCAUAAUGGCUGACUUCCUUUUAAAACAUGGAUGAAAAUAUAAAUAUUAGCAAUAUUUUUCUAUUCAUUUAAAAUAUACUUGCCUAGCUCAGUAGGUUAGCACGUCGACUGCUGAAUUGUAGAUCGCGUGUUCGAGUCCAGCAGGGGUUUUCAAUUUUUCUCAAGAUUGCUUUCAACUAAAACUAUUUUUGACCAAAUAAAGUAAAUUUGAAAGUUUUCAAUUUCGAAAUAUUAUUGUACAUAUCCUCCAAUUUUCAUCCAUAUCAAAUUUCUCUGGUGUAGCUUACCUCCUUGAAAAUAUGUACCGAAAGGUAGUCGGCCAUUAUUCAAAGUUUUAAUCACAAAAUCAGGGAGAGUUCUGACAAUGAGAUAACUUUUGAAUAAUAUUCAGCCCUUUAUUAACGAGUAUGAAGAGCAGCUUGCUUAGUAAAUCUACAAAUAUAAAUGAAAAUCCUGAGAUCGACAUUCGUUCAACAACAACAAAAAUGUAAAUGUUAAUGUGUUGAAAUUGUGCAUUGUUUUUAAAAUACCCCGGUCAUUUAUUCAACCUCGAAUGUCUUUUGCAGUAAAUAUUAUACGUUAUAUUGUUUUGAUUAUACUUGUACUUACGCAUGGAAAAUAAAACAUGUCUAAUGUA